GAGGAAAUAGCCAAAGACCUCUUGUCGGGUGAUGAUGAAGAAACACAAUCUUCUGCUGACGACUUGACGCCAUCAGUUACUUCGCACGAGGCUACAGACUUCUUUCCUCGACCAUUAAGAUCAAACACUACAUGUGAUGGAGAUAAGGAAUCAGAUGGUGAAGAUGUUGAGGCAGACAAUGGCAAUUCAUCUGAAGAUUUGAGAAAGGAAAUAAUGGUUGGUUCACAGUAUCAGGCUGAAAUUCCUCCUUACCUUGGCAGAUACAAUGAUGAUGAAAAGGCCUAUGAAAAUGAAGACCAUUUACUUUGGAAACCUGAUGUGAUCUCAGAAAGCAAAGUUAAGCAGUACCUUUUUGAAGCCUCUUUAAGAACAGGAAAUGAGAAAAUGAUUGGCAGAAUUCCUGAAGGAACACAUACACGGGACAAUGAACAAGCACUCUAUGAACUUCUCAAAAGUAGCCAUAAUGUUAAAGAAGCAAUUGAGAGAUACUGUUCAAAUGGAAAGGCAUCUCAGGAAGAGAUGACAGCAUGGACAGAAGAAGAAUGCAGAAGCUUUGAGCAUGCACUUCUGAUUUAUGGAAAAGACUUUUAUCUCAUACAGAAAGACAAGGUAAGAACAAGAACAGUUGCUGAGUGUGUGGCAUUUUACUACAUGUGGAAAAAGUCAGAACGUUACGAUUACUUUGCUCAGCAAACAAGAUUUGGAAAGAAGAGAUACAACCAUCAUCCAGGAGUUACGGACUACAUGGAUCGUUUGUUAGAUGAAGCAGAAGCACUUGGAGGAGCAGUCCACUCUUCAGCAUUGACGUCCAGCAACCGAGCAGAGGUCAUCCCGGAUCAGCAGCUAAGCAUCCUGAACUCUAUCACUGCCAAUGAGCUGACAGUGCUGACCAACAGUGUAGCUACAGUCUGCCAUCCUUCCAAUGUGAACUGCCUGGAUGAUGCCUUUCCUCCUAUGGACAGCUUGCCCCGAGCA
Tinamus guttatus (white-throated tinamou) is the source of this 975-nucleotide messenger RNA. Lineage: Eukaryota; Metazoa; Chordata; Aves; Tinamiformes; Tinamidae. The record is from RefSeq and is a predicted model, not a curated record.